GACGUCAAAAAUGUUUUUCAUGUUCUGGUAUUAUUUGUGCGUUAACGCAAUCAUUAUACGAUACAAUGAUUCAAUAGAGAAACUCAUGAUCACCUACUACAGCCCAUAUAUCUACGAAAAUUACAAGCUUGACCAUGAAUUUGGGUGUUGGACGCAUAAAAAAAUCACUUACCCGGUAGAAAAUAUCCAUGAGAGUUUCGUUUGUGUGAAAGAAUGCAAUAAUUUAACAUUAAAUUCAGCUCUAAAAACAAAUCAUUUAGGCACAUGUAUUGGAUUGCGGACAAUUAUAGUGGAUUAUGAAGAUAAAAAACUCUUAAAAGAGAUUGAUGUGUUUGAAGAGAAAGGAAAGAAUUUGCACGGAUAUCCUCUCACAGCUUUUGUGUUAGAAAUAAUGCCAUUUUUAAUGAUAGACGAAAAUCCUGAUGGGACAUACACGUUGCGUGAAAGAGAUGGUCGCAUUUGGAAUACGAUGGCAGAGCUGAUGAAUUUCACCAUUGACAUUUCACCAUGUGCGGACUUCAUGAAAAAGCCGUUCAAUUUUGAAUUGGUCAUAAAACUGAUAUUCGACUAUUCUAUGAGAAAAGCAGACCUGAUACUAAUGCCAGUUUAUCAGUUUAAUUUUUUAGUAGUCGACUUCGACAUGGGGGUACCGUACAAAGAAAGCGGUGUCUGUUUUAUGGCCCAUCGGGCCGGUUUCGAGACCUCUCUAUUCGACUUUAAAAUGGUGACCGCGAACUAUGAACUGUUGUUAGAAGCUUUAUGUUGUUUUGUAGGAACUUGGUUUGUAUUUUUUAUUUUUAAUGUAGUCGAAAAGGGAAUUGUUAGUUUUGAUCAGGUUGGAAAAGACUUGAUAAAUGCCAUUAGAAAUGUACUAUCAAUACCUUUGUACAAACCACCUAAAACAGGUAAAUUUCGCUUCUUUUUGCUAAUGUCAAUAUGGAGUUAUUUCAUCAUUAACUUUGCUAUCCAAGCAGUUAUUAUUUCAUUUUAUAGCGUAUAUAAAAGAGGCAAGGACGUGGACACUUUUAAAGAUAUUGUCGAAAAAGGAUACAUCAUAGAAGGCGUACCUUCCCCAGACGUGGUGCUUCCAGAAACCAAUGACAUAAAUAUUAUAAUAAAUUCUAGAGUGGUAGCUGUACGAAACAUGUUUGAAUGUGUUAAUAAAAUAGCUAACGACAGGCACAGGUUCUGUUUGAACGACUGUUCUGUUGGCAGAUACUUACAAAGGAAUCUAUUGAAUGAUAAAGGCGAACAAUAUCUACAUAUAGCGAAAGAUCAAAUACAUAACCAUUUGCUGACCAUGCUACAGUAUAAAAACUCUCCCCUGACUGACCAUCUUAAGAAACAUAUGUUAAGGAUAGUACAAGCAGGUCUAAUCGAUAAAUGGGAAGAAUACCGCUUCCAUGAUAUAACAGAUGAUGUACCUGUGAAAUCAUUGAGUAUGGACGAUCUUUUAGGUAUUUUCGAGUGUUAUUGUGUCUUAUUAUGUGUAUCAAUUAUGACAUUUUUAUUGGAAGUCACAAUAAGUAAUGCAAAAAGAAUGAGACGAACUCUAAAUAUAAAAUAUUCACAAUGGCACAGGGCACGUGCAGUGAAAAAAAAUAUUAAAAUUAAAAAAUCGAUAAAUGUAAAAAUGGUCGACAGUUACACUCAGACAUUGGCGGAUUAUCUCUAGACCAAACUAGGCAUA
Diatraea saccharalis (sugarcane borer) is the source of this 1690-nucleotide messenger RNA. NCBI's taxonomy places the organism in Eukaryota, Metazoa, Arthropoda, Insecta, Lepidoptera, Crambidae. The record is from the annotation of a GenBank genome assembly.